This is a messenger RNA of Ipomoea triloba (trilobed morning glory), 4540 nucleotides long. RefSeq names its product auxin response factor 19-like. The transcript has 14 exons. Lineage: Eukaryota; Viridiplantae; Streptophyta; Magnoliopsida; Solanales; Convolvulaceae. Gene Ontology annotation, biological process: response to hormone; regulation of DNA-templated transcription. The record is from RefSeq and is a predicted model, not a curated record. Bases 692 to 4009 code for a protein of 1105 amino acids. Gene Ontology annotation, cellular component: nucleus. Gene Ontology annotation, molecular function: protein binding; DNA binding.
GGGGAGGAAUAUAAAGAAUAAAAAACCAAAGGGGGAAAGACAUAUAUAAUUGAGUAGAGAGAGAAGGCAUAAGAAACUACGCAGAGAGAGAAAGUAAAAGAUUAAAGAAAGCUAGCUUUGGGAACAAUAGAGAUAGAAAAAGGGAAGCUUUGUGAAGAACAAGAAGAAUAACAAAGAAAUAUAGAGAGAGAGAGAGAAGUGGAAGGGAGAAGGGGGCUUGGGUUUCUAGAGAGAGAAAGUAGUGUGUCUGAAAGGUGUAUCUGUAUAGGGGGCAGUUAAAAGUAGAAUUGCAGCAUUUGGUCUCUGCAAUCCUCAACAUCCCUUCCUUUUCCAAAGCUCCUCUUGUCUCCCCUUACAUCUUUCUCUCUCUACCGCAUUUUCCGGCCACACUUCCCGCCGGGAACUCCCUCCCUCCGAUUCCGGUUAAACACCGUCUCUUUUGUUUAAUACAAUAGUAGACUAGCUUGGGACUUCUUUUUCUUUGCCUUUUCCUAGUGGGGGGAGCUUAGGGAAAAAAAAAUAUUAAAAAUCUAUGUUUUGAUAAAUCAAGAUUCGUGCUUUGUUGCCGGAGUUGGGGUGUCGGAGCUCCGAUUUACUGACGGCGGAUAUGAAUCUCCGGUGAGGGUUAUCUGGGUGUUUGUUUGCAGCUCGGAAAGUGAGUUUUUUUUUUGGCGGUUGAAGUACUGCUGCAAUGAAGACUCCACCGCCGCCGGCUAACUCCAACCCACCUGAAGCAGCUGAGAAGAAGAGCAUAAACCCAGAACUAUGGCAGGCCUGCGCCGGACCGCUGGUGAACCUGCCGGCGGCCGGGACCCACGUCGUCUACUUCCCUCAGGGCCACAGCGAACAGGUUGCUGCGUCUAUGAAGAAAGAUGUGGAUGCUCAAAUUCCGAACUACCCCAACCUUCCCUCAAUGCUAAUAUGCUACCUCCAUAAUGUCACCCUGCAUGCUGAUCCAGAAACCGAUGAAGUAUAUGCACAGAUGACACUUCAACCUGUUCCUUCGAUUGACAAGGAAGCAUUGUUAAGGUCAGAUUUAUCUACGAAGGUGAACAAGCCACAGACCGAGUUUUUCUGUAAGACCUUGACGGCUAGUGAUACGAGUACUCAUGGAGGUUUCUCUGUACCUCGUCGUGCUGCUGAGAAGAUUUUUCCUGCUCUUGAUUACUCGAUGCAGCCACCUGCUCAAGAACUGGUUGCUAGGGAUUUGCAUGACAAUGUCUGGACUUUUCGCCAUAUAUAUCGUGGGCAACCAAAACGCCACUUGCUGACAACGGGGUGGAGCCUUUUUGUCAGUGGAAAGAGGCUUUUUGCGGGUGACUCGGUGUUGUUUAUUAGGGACGAAAAGCAGCAGCUUCUCUUGGGCAUAAGGCGGGCAAAUAGGCAGCCUACCAACCUAUCUUCAUCAGUGUUGUCGAGUGACAGCAUGCAUAUCGGGAUCCUAGCUGCUGCGGCCCAUGCAUCUGCAAACAACAGCCCUUUCACGGUGUUUUAUAACCCAAGGGCUAGUCCUUCAGAGUUUGUUAUCCCUUUGGCGAAGUACUACAAAGCAGUUUAUGGCAACCAAGUAUCCCUUGGUAUGCGGUUUCGCAUGAUGUUCGAGACAGAGGAAUCGGGAACCCGAAGGUAUAUGGGCACCAUUACUGGCAUUAGUGAUUUGGAUCCGGUGAGGUGGAAGGGUUCACAGUGGCGUAAGUUGCAGGUUGGUUGGGAUGAAUCAACUGCUGGAGAGAGGCGUAGUCGAGUCUCGAUUUGGGAGAUUGAACCCGUUACAGCACCAUUUUUCCUUUGCCCUACUCCUCCAUUCUUUAGAGCAAAGCGUCCAAGGCAACCCGGAAUGCCAGAUGAUGACGGUUCUGAUCUGGAUGGUUUUUUCAAAAGGACAAUGCCAUGGAUUGGCGAUGACUUUGGCAUGAAGGAUCCACAAGCUCUUCCCGGUCUGAGCCUAGCCCAGUGGAUGAACAUGCAGUCGAACCCUUCCCUGACCAACACGAUGCAGCCAAACUAUUUGCAUUCGUUAUCUGGAUCAGUUUUACAGAACCUCGCUGGAGGUGAUCUUACACGUCAAUUAGGUUUGCCUGGGCAACAAAUUCCUCAGCAGAGCAACUUACAAUUCAACUCUCAGAGGCCGGGCCAGCAAGUGCAACAAGUUGAUCAGCUGCAGAAGAUGCCUCCCGCGGCUAUGAACCCAUUAGGCUCGAUUAUGCAGCCACAGCAACAACUGACAGAGGUUGGUCAGCAACCGAGACAAAAUUUGGUCAAUCAAACAAUGCCGACAAGCCAAGUCCAGGCCCAGCUUCUGCAAGCUCAGGGUCUUGUUCAACCGCAAAACGUUCUUCAGCAGCAACAAUCAAUUCAACGAAACCUUCCUCAGAGCCUACCACCACAGCCCCCGCAGCAACAGCAACAGCAGAUUCUGAAUCAGACUCAGCAGCCGAGCUUCAUCCCAUCCCAUCCUUCCAAUCCAAUUACCCAACAGAUGCAUUUGCCCGACAACCAAAUUCAGCUUCAACUUUUACAGAAACUCCAGCAGCAGCAGCAACAAUCUCUUCUCGCACAGCAGUCCACAUUGCAACAGCCUUCUCAGCUCAGCCAGCUACCGGAUCCUCAGAAGCAUGUUUUCGAUGCAUCUCAGAGUUUGUCUAGGUCUAUGUCGACAAGCCAAGUUCAGGAUGUGUCCCAAUCCGUGUCUGUGUCACUGCCACAAUCCCAUAUGGUGAUGAAUAACAGCCAAACUAAGCUUCGGUUUUCACAACAACCUCAGCUACCAAAGCUUCAGCAGCAGCAGCAACCUAUGCUAGCGGAAUUACCCGGAACAGUUGGACAGACGCUACCCCCGACAACAAAUCAACUUUGUGCAACUGGCAGCAGUCUACUAACCGUAGGCGCAGGUGGUGGCCAGUCAAUCAUUACCGAUGAUGUUCCAUCGUGUUCAACUUCUCCAUCCACAAACAAUUGUCCCAACGGGGUUCAGGCAGUCAUGAAUGGCAGGGUUCAGAGAAGCACAGCAGUUGGCGAUGACAUAACGCAAUCCUCUGCUACUCUUUUGAGCUCGAGUGGUCUAGAAGCCAUGUCUGCAAGUAGCAGCUUAGUUAAAGAUAUACACCAGAAAGCUGAUGUUAAGAAUCACUUGAACAACAUGUCAAAGAGCCACCAGAAUCAAGGAUUCUUGACACCUCCGGUGUACCAUAAUGGCUCAGCAGCACAAUUGGAUUAUUUGGAUAGCUCAUCUUCAGCAACUUCUAUAUGCCUUUCUCAAAAUGAUGUCCAGUUACAGCCGGGCACAAAUCCAAUGUCUUUCAGCUCUCAGCCAAUGUUGUUUAGGGAUAUUACUCACGAUGGAGAAGUUCAGGGUGACCAAAGGAACAACAUGCCUUUCGCCACAAACAUUGACAGCCAGUUAGGAAUGCCCAUGAUGCCUGACCCUUUGAUCCCAAAGAACUUGGUUGGAUCAGAGAAGGAUUUCUCAAAUAAUCUUUCAUCAGGAGGAGGCAUGCUUUCUAACUACGAGAACCCCAAGGAAGCUCAGCCCGAACUCUCAUCUUCCAUGGUUUCUCAGUCAUUCGGAGUUCCAGACAUGGGUUUUAAUUCAAUAGAUUCAACCAUCAAUGACGGUAGCUUCAUGAAUAGGAGUACCUGGGCUCCACAACCACCAAUCCCACGAAUGCGGACAUAUACCAAGGUGUACAAACGUGGAGCUGUUGGACGAUCGAUUGAUAUCACACGAUACUCAGGAUAUGAGGAACUGAAACAAGAUUUGGCUAGAAGGUUUGGUAUCGAAGGACAACUGGAGGACAGACAGAGAAUAGGUUGGAAGCUUGUAUAUGUGGAUCACGAGAAUGAUGUCCUUCUAGUUGGCGAUGACCCUUGGGAGGAAUUCGUAAACUGUGUUCGCUGCAUCAAGAUUCUGUCUCCACAAGAAGUCCAACAAAUGAGCUUGGAUGGAGAUUUUGGGAAUAGCGUCCUCCAUAAUCAAGCCUGUAGCAGUUCCGACGGUGGAAAUGUAUAAUUUAGCUCUCUCCAGUGUUCUUCCAGCUAUUGUUAGGAGCUGGAAGCUGACUGAUGUAGUUGAUAGAAGUUUGCUGCUAUCAAAUAUGGCGGGGCGGAUAAUCAACAACCAACCGCCGCUUUCUUCAACAUUGCAGACUUAUAAAAGGAGCAAACCAGGUUCUUAUUGGAUCAUGGUACUUUGGCUACAAAAGCUGCCCAAUUAACUGUAUGUUGUAUAGGACAGCUGAGAGCAGAAGUUGGGUUGGAUUGCUCUAUAUGAGGAGGCAUAUAUAGGAACCUGGUUUUAGCAUAUAGAUGCCCUAGAAAUUAUGAUAUUGUUAGAUUAAUCUGAGGGUCUUUCCUUAUUAAAUGAACAGAAGAAUUGUGGGCUGUAGAAAGUAAAAAAGCUUGAUAUUUGUGUAAUACAAUGUAGUGUCUGAAUGUAUAAAUUAAAUGUGUAGAUUUCUUCUUGUGACUAAUCCUUGUAAUGGAAAUUCUUGAAGUGAGUUACUGAAUGAAGAAGGGUCAUCAGACAUUCACAUUUUUUCUA